CCAAAACGAGACACAUAAUCUCACUUUAGAAGGAUCUGGUUAAUCGCCAAAAUGAGUAAACAAGCUGCUGACAUACCAGAACAAAAAGACUCGAGACGGGUCCCCAAACCUCUCAUGGAGAAAAGAAGGAGAGAUCGCAUUAAUCAAAGCCUAGAAACUCUGAGGAUGCUUUUAAUUGAGAAUACACACGAUGAGAAACUCAAGAACCCUAAAGUCGAAAAGGCUGAAAUCCUGGAAAGUGUUGUGCACUUCUUAAGAGCUGACCAAGGCCUGGGGACUGACCCUUUUAAAAUCACCAGAGGAAAAAGAGCACGCACAGAGGAGUCUGAUGAGGACCUGAGUUCACCUAGCAAAUGUCAGAACUACCAUGAUGGAAUGAGGACAUGUCUGAUACGAGUCAGCAAUUUUAUUGCUAGCAAGAGCCAUGAGUUUGGACAGGGAGUGGAGAAAGCAUGUGGAAACCUUCACAAAUCACACUCAAUGCAAGCCCAGCUACUGUCCACACCAUCCUGCAGAGAAACUCAGGUGCAUCUCAAUGAGGACUCAUCACUGCCAGCACAGCAGCAUCACACUUGUGUCCAACUGAGCAAUUCUUGCACACCAUCUGGCUGUGCGAAGCUAGCACAAAGAACUGUUCUGUCUGCUCCCACCAUGACUUCAAGUCCUAAGCAACCUGCUGUGCUCUGUGAUGCUGUCUGGAGACCUUGGUAGAAGAUCAUGUCCAAAGUCCCUGCAAAGCUCUCUAAAGACUGAAAAGGCCAGGUCUUCAGUGAUUAAUGAUUCAGCAGUGUUAGAGCAGCACUGGGUCAAUAGACUGUGAAGUGUGUAAAUAUGUGGAUUUUGUACAGUAGAAUGCCAAAGAUUUAUUUUGUUAUAAA
Carassius auratus (goldfish) is the source of this 878-nucleotide messenger RNA. Its product is annotated as transcription factor HES-7-like. Lineage: Eukaryota; Metazoa; Chordata; Actinopteri; Cypriniformes; Cyprinidae. The transcript is spliced from 3 exons. The record is from RefSeq and is a predicted model, not a curated record. Bases 52 to 711 code for a protein of 219 amino acids. Gene Ontology annotation, biological process: regulation of DNA-templated transcription. Gene Ontology annotation, molecular function: protein dimerization activity; DNA binding.